Pelodiscus sinensis (Chinese soft-shelled turtle) is the source of this 2542-nucleotide messenger RNA. The record is from RefSeq and is a predicted model, not a curated record. Lineage: Eukaryota; Metazoa; Chordata; Testudines; Trionychidae.
UUCACACUCCCACUCAGGGAUUUUCCCUGUGUCUAGGGGACUUCAAACAAACUCAAACUAUUUGUCUGGGCACACCACUAGAGCUAUUUGCUGAGGGCUGGAAACAACAACUGCUUCAUCUCUGUUCACACAGCUCCUCUGCAAUUCAAGGCAGCAGCAAGCCAUGCUUUUGACAUACUACACUCGGCUUGUCAUCCUGAGCAAUGUAUGGUGUUUCCUUCGUGGGACUUCUGUGGCCAUUCGAGAGGUUGCAGUGAGGUGUACAGAAGAAGCGCUGCUGCCCUGUGAAGCUCCUCAGGAUCCACAAGUCAUCUAUGAGGCAGUGUCCUGGUAUAAAAUUGUUGGAAAUGGUGAAGAACUGGCAGAAAUGGUACGGAAGAACCCUGAGAAUGGUGUGGAAUAUUUCUAUUCCAAAGAAUUUAAUGGAUCCUUGCAGCUCUCCAGUGAUACCUCCUAUUCCUUGAGAAUCACAAACACUACUAGGCACAACAGUGGGACAUACAGCUGUAACUUGUGGGCACAAGAUGGAAAAUACAACCAAAGUGGCACAAUCAUAUUAAAAGUAACAGGUUGCACUGAACAAUUAGAUGAAAAAAUUAAAAAAUACAGAGCAGAACUUUUACUACUAUCCUGCCUUGGGAUCUUUUAUUUGCUACUCAUCUUUUUUACUUGUACAUGUCUAAACAAAGAGAACAAUAUUUCAGAUUACCAUAAGCACAGAAGAGAACAAAAACUCACACUUAUCCUUGACAAUGUGCAAGAAAAGAAGAUUUUCCAGUAUUUAGGCAGCAACAGCACUUGCAAAAAUGGACCUAAUUUGAGUUCUGGCCAAGCUGAUAUAGUUUAAGAAACCAUGAGCACAUUAAUAAAUAUGUCAUGAUCAUGGAUGGUUGGGCAGAACAAAGAAGAAAUUCAAGCUAACAUACUGCCUCUUCAGAGUAGUUGGAUAGCUUGGGUAAUCUGUCAAAUACCUGCUUGCGCUAGACAAGUCUUCAAAGAACAUCUUCAUACACUACAAUAAUUGUUGGAUUUAAAGUGACUAACAAACACCAGUGCCACCAGUGCUUUGUUGCAAGGCUACUAUAAUGUCGGCAUGUGCUCCAUUUUAAUCCAUUAUACUUUAAUCCAUUAUUCCGAGAGAGGCUAACUAUUUCUACCAUCUGAGUACUAUGUUACAGAGAGAAUUUGACAGUGUUAAUUUAGGGGAUUAAGUUAUCGACUGAACUAAUAUCUCAGUUCUUUUAACCACCAUGCACGACUGCUAUUGCAGUAUAGUUUUCCAGAAAGCUAAGCAUGUGUUCUGGCCAAGCUGAGACUGAGAGCUCUGGACUGAUUUUUGAUAGCAUUCUCCGCCAUGAUCGAGAAGAAUGGCUACAUGAUAUCUUGGAGAUUCACCAAAUCUGGCUAAAUUCGUUUGUUUGUUUGUUUGUUUAAUCUCAGUGUGAUUGAUGGACAGGGGUGUAAGAGAGCUAAUACUGCCAAAGAAGCGGGAGUGCAGAGGAAUAAGUGGCCCGUCAGUGAUUUCCCAAGAGCCUCUUUACUUCAAGGAACAUUUAUAUAUAUAUACUGCUAGAAAAUUAUUAUGCUUUUUAUACAUACCACAUCCGUGGAGAAGCAUGUGCUAGUCAAAAGACUUUUCAACAGAUGGAUUUUUUUCCUAUGGUUUUAUAAAACACAUAAGAGCAAAUUUGUCUCUGGUUUAAAUCAGUGGAGUUACACUAGGCAAAUAGGGCCCAUGGCUUAUGAAAUCAGUUAUUUGUGUGUGCAGGAGGGGAGGGGGGGUUAACCUGUCUUUGGCAUAUACUGAGAAAGCCAAGAGACAUGAACGGUGGAAUAACUGAGCACCUGCUUUUGGCUGUUCAUGGUAUAUACUGAGUAUAGAAAAUGAGGGUAUGAGGAAAGCUAAGUUCAGGUUUCUCUAGGGCAAGAAGACAUGUCACCUUGAACCAAAGGGAGCAAGGGACGUUCCAGACCUUGGAUUACAGAAUCUAAGCUAAAAGGGUUUCCCUCACUAGCUUGCCUGCAUGCAAGUUCGAGUCAGAAGACAGUUUAGAGGGACUUUAGAGGUUUGUGCUAGAGAUUAAAAUCCAUGACAAGAGAAGCAUAUCAGGGUAGAUUUGCAAUUGGUUAACAAUACCAUGACAAUAAUUUUAUACAAACUGGAUUGAAUAAUUUAAAAGCUAAGUGAUUAAGUUGUUUAAAAAGGAGUUGUAAUUCUAAACUGUGUAAAGACUUUCUUUUGACAGCAUUGGAGGCUUGAUGGGAAGAAAACACUUUGCAUCACUCAUCAAUGUGCCUUUUGACCAAUUAAAGCUCUGUACCAAUAAAGUUUUAAGGGAAUUCUGUCCAGAUGUUGGCCAGAAAGACAGCAGGGGUGCAGGACUGAAUGCGUUAUUUAUUUGGUGCAUGCUAGAUUACUACCACAGGUUUGCUUUUUGGCAUUCAAUUUUACAUAUAAAUGUAUGUACUGUAAGUGAAAUUAAAUUAAGAGGUAACCUACGUACCUGUAUUCCUGUGUACCAUGUACUAGAAAUAAAACUAG